GUUCUGCGCGUGCGUAGUCGCUUGAGUCAUGAUAGGUUUGUUUAUGAGUUCAGAAAAAGACAGUAAUGGCGGAGGAUUGUCUGUGAAGUGAGCGAAAAUUGUCAGCACACUGUAACUAGGAGUUUUAUACGAGACGUGUAGGAGGAGAGAGUUCUUAGAUUUUAGCUAACCCCGUCGUGGCCAAGAUGCAGAUCACUUUGAAAACCCUACAGCAGCAGACGUUUAAGAUCGACAUUGACGGAGAGGAGACGGUAAAAGCACUGAAGGAGAAGAUUGAGAAUGAAAAGGGAAAAGAUGGAUUCCCAGUAGCUGGGCAAAAGUUGAUAUAUGCAGGCAAAAUCCUUAAUGAUGACACCGCACUAAAGGAGUACAAGAUUGAUGAAAAAAACUUUGUGGUGGUCAUGGUGGCCAAGCCUAAAGCCGCACCCUCCACUACCCAGCCAUCCUCUGCCACCACAACUGCGGGCUCCAGCUCCCACAGCAGUUUGACUCCCACGCCAGCGUCCCCCAGCACUGCCGAGAGCCCCCCUGACAAUGCUGACCAAGAGGAAAAGACCAGCGAAGAGAAGCCCCCAGCCAGUGCAGCCCCCGCAACUUCUCCUGUCAGUUCGUCAGGUCUUGCGACAAAUGUGAACAUAUUUGAGGAGGCCACAUCUGCUCUGGUGACGGGCCAGUCUUACGAGAACAUGGUGACGGAAAUCAUGCUAAUGGGCUACGAGAGGGAGCAGGUGGUGGCGGCCCUGAGGGCCAGCUUUAACAACCCCGACAGAGCCGUGGAGUACCUGCUGACGGGUCUUCCUUCGGAGGGAGACGGCAGCACGGCGGCCAACCCUGUAGUGUCUCCCUCUGGUGGUGCUCCUAGCGGCACCACGGGCCCGGUAUCGUCACCCACAGGCUCUGCUCCUGCCCAGUCCACUACCACCGGUGGGGCCAAUCCCCUGGAGUUCCUAAGGAACCAACCCCAGUUCCAGCAGAUGAGACAGAUCAUUCAGCAGAACCCGUCUCUGCUGCCGGCUCUGCUUCAGCAAAUUGGCAGAGAGAACCCCCAGCUUCUACAGCAAAUCAGCAGCCACCAAGAGCAGUUCAUCCAGAUGCUAAACGAGCCGGUCCUGGAAGCCGGUCAGGGUGGAGGUGGAGGGGGAGGGGUGGCUGAGGCCGGGAGUGGGCACAUGAACUACAUCCAGGUUACGCCCCAAGAGAAGGAAGCCAUUGAACGGCUAAAAGCGCUAGGAUUCCCAGAAGGACUAGUUAUCCAGGCUUACUUUGCCUGUGAGAAGAACGAAAACUUGGCAGCAAACUUCCUUUUACAACAGAACUUUGAUGAUGAUUAAAGGGAUCAUAGGUUUGUUCAGCCUUUUGACCCUUUACUUUUGCCUUUACCUUUCCUAGAUUUUACUACAAUGUAUCUUGGUAACACCGGAUCAACUUUUCUGUGCAAAAAAGGAACUGUUUAUGAACACUUUAAUUAAUAAGUAAAGUCACCUCGCCUCCUCAGAAAUCAACUGUGUGCAAUCUGCUUCUUUUGCAUAUAGCUUGGAUGCAAUAUGAAAAUUGUGUAGAAACUGUCAAAUGUCUAUCAGUUUAGGUGGACAAGGGUAGCUCUGGUCUUUUAAUUCAUAAAUUUUCAUACUUAGAUUUUCUUUUUCCCUCCCCCGGUAGAACAGUAUAGUGAGUCUAGUACUGUUUACCAUAGUGUACCAUAUGACAGUAAAUAUGAAAAAUGUUUUCUGUUUUUAAACAUUUUUAAAUGUCUAAGCAUACUGCAUGCACGCUUAGUUUUCAGGUUCCAUGGGAGAAUUACAAAAACAAGUAUUGCUGUGUUUUCAUGCAGAAUGAAGUGCAAUUCAUUCAUGUAUUAAACAUUUACAGCAUAUAAAUGGCUUAUAGCAGGCAUUGUUGACAGUUCCAGUUACUAUGAUUUACUGUUAUUUUACAGAAAAAAUAAAACUUUUGAGCAUAUUUAAAAUGA
This is a messenger RNA of Paramormyrops kingsleyae, 1969 nucleotides long. The record is from RefSeq and is a predicted model, not a curated record. Lineage: Eukaryota; Metazoa; Chordata; Actinopteri; Osteoglossiformes; Mormyridae.